AAUCCGUCCCUUAUCGGACGGUGUUUGACCGAUAAAUGCAUCGAGCGUAAUCGGCACGGUGGAUCGAAUCGCGAAAAAGCCGCCAAUCGACGUGUUUCUCAGUGUCUCUCGCGAGGGAAAUCGCCGAGAUCCCCUAAAAACCUUUUCUCGGCUCGACGCACUUUGAGAUCAGCUGAUGACGUAACACCCGACGAACGCAAAGAAGAAAAGUUAGCUGUGUGCGACUCGUGUCGGUGUUGGUGGGCGCGAGACUUGCGCGAGACAAAGUAUGGCGUAGAAUUCUCUGGGCCACUUUCGUCGAAAGUGUUAACCCAUUCACUUGGUACACGUUGGUUGGUUUCCGUUUUCUCUGGUACGAGCAGUUUCGCGAGCGUAUCUCGGUGCCGCGGCGUUAUCGCGCGUGACGGUGUUUCGCUGAGUUCACAGAGCCGUGGGUCAGUCUAUCCAUAGCGGAACACGAAAAGGACGUCGAGUAUCGUACCAGGAUGAGCGUCGACGCGUACGGGCCCAGCAGUCAGACCCUCACGUUCCUCGACACAGAGGAAGCGGAUCUGAUCGGUGCCGACACGCAGGGUAGCGAAUUCGACUUCACCGACUUCACCUUACCCUCGCCGAGUCAAACUCAGGCCUCCCAGCACGAUGCUGUUCAAAGUCAACCUAGCCAGCCUGUACAGGUUAAUGGAACGAGCGGUGGUUCGUCUUUAGACCUGAAGAUAUCUGGAGCUGCACAGACUCUUGCUGAAUUACAGUUCGAGGAAGAAGAGGAGGAAGCAUAUUACAAUCGUGACUUACCAGAACAUGCAUGUAAAUAUUGUGGAAUUCACGAGGCAUCAUGCGUUGUUAUGUGCAAUGUAUGCAGGAAAUGGUUCUGUAAUGGACGUGGAAACACAUCUGGGUCACAUAUUAUUAAUCACCUUGUCCGUGCCAAACACAAGGAAGUCACUCUGCACAGGGAUGGUCCUCUGGGAGAAACUGUUCUGGAAUGUUACUCUUGUUCAGUUAGAAAUGUUUUUGUCCUUGGCUUCAUUCCUGCAAAGGCAGACUCUGUUGUUGUGUUACUUUGUAGACAACCGUGCGCGGCUCAAAGUUCCUUGAAGGACAUGAACUGGGAUCAAGAACAAUGGAAACCGUUGAUCGAAGAUCGCAGCUUUUUAGCAUGGUUGGUGAAAAUCCCAUCCGAACAGGAACAGUUACGAGCCAGACAGAUUUCUGCCCAACAAAUUAACAAACUAGAAGAAUUGUGGCGCGAUAACGUGGACGCGACCUUCCAAGACCUUGAAAAGCCCGGAGUAGACGAAGAACCGCAACAGGUACUUCUGCGAUACGAAGAUGGAUAUCAGUAUCAGAACAUAUUUGGUCCUCUCGUGAAACUGGAAGCGGAUUACGAUAAACGUUUAAAGGAGUCUCAAACCCAAGAAAACAUCGAAGUUCGGUGGGACGUUGGUCUGAACAAAAAAACAAUCGCAUAUUUCAUGCUAGCGAAAACUGACGGCGACAUGAAAUUAAUGCACGGAGAUGAAUUAAGACUUCGCUACUUGGGCGAGCUUCACAAGCCUUGGUCAGGCAUCGGUCAUGUGAUCAAAAUUCCUGACAAUUACGGAGAAGAAGUCGGAAUUGAGUUAAAAAAUAAUUCCGGCGCCCCAACCGAAUGUAUCAGUAACUUUGUCGUUGACUUUAUUUGGAAAAGUACUAGUUUCGACCGCAUGCAGUUAGCAUUACGGAAAUUCGCAGUGGACGAUACUUCCGUAUCCGCUUACAUAUAUCACAGAUUACUAGGACACGAAGUGGAGGAGGUUCUGUUUCGUUGUCAUCUUCCCAAGCACUUCAGUGCUCCCAACUUACCUGACUUGAAUCGAUCCCAAGUUUACGCUGUGAAACAUGCCGUGCAGAGGCCGUUGUCCUUGAUCCAAGGACCACCUGGCACUGGAAAAACUGUAACCAGCGCCACGAUAGUGUACCAACUGGUGAAACAAAACGGUGGACCCGUGCUGGUAUGCGCUCCUUCCAAUACAGCCGUGGACCAACUCACGGAGAAAAUACACAAGUCUAACUUGAAGGUCGUACGACUUUGUGCGAAAUCGCGAGAGGCAAUCGACUCUCCUGUAAGCUUCCUGGCUCUUCACAAUCAGAUCAAGAACAUGGAGACGAACACCGAACUGCAGAAGCUGCAGCAACUGAAGGAUGAAACCGGUGAACUAUCCAGCGUGGACGAGAAACGCUACAAAUUGUUAAAGAAGGCUGCGGAGAAGGAAUUGUUGGAAGCAGCAGAUGUAAUUUGCUGCACCUGCGUAGGAGCUGGUGAUCCAAGAUUGCACAGGCUCAAAUUCCACUCUAUUCUAAUCGACGAGAGCAUGCAAGCCACAGAACCCGAAUGCAUGGUCCCAGUCGUCCUUGGAGCGAAACAAUUAAUUCUCGUCGGUGAUCACUGCCAAUUAGGACCAGUAGUUAUGUGCAAGAAGGCUGCCAGAGCAGGUUUGUCGCAAUCUCUAUUCGAGAGAUUGGUCGUGUUAGGGAUCAGACCGUUCCGUUUGGAGGUACAAUACCGAAUGCAUCCGGAUCUGUCGCGAUUCCCAUCGAACUUCUUCUACGAAGGCUCUUUGCAAAACGGCGUGUGUGCCGAUGAGAGAAAAUUGUUGAAGAUCGACUUCCCCUGGCCAGCACCCGACAAACCCAUGUUCUUCUACGUUACUCAGGGCCAAGAGGAAAUCGCUGGUAGUGGCACGUCGUACUUGAAUCGAACCGAGGCCUCGAACGUCGAAAAGAUAGCCACGCGAUUUUUGCGCUGUGGCGUGAAACCCGAACAAAUUGGCGUGAUCACACCUUACGAGGGUCAGAGAGCCUAUCUGGUUCAGUACAUGCAAUAUCAAGGAUCCUUACACUCAAAGUUGUAUCAGGAGAUCGAGGUAGCUAGCGUAGACGCGUUUCAAGGCAGAGAAAAAGACAUAAUAAUCAUGUCCUGUGUUCGAUCGAACGAGCACCAGGGCAUCGGGUUUCUCAACGACCCGAGACGCCUGAACGUUGCAUUGACCCGCGCCAAAUACGGAAUAAUCAUCGUUGGAAAUCCAAAAGUGUUGUCCAAACAGCCUCUCUGGAACCACCUGCUUAGCUUUUACAAGGAGCAGAAGGUCCUCGUGGAGGGGCCGUUGAAUAAUCUCAAAGAAUCCAUGAUCCAAUUCGCGAAACCAAAGAAGCUGGUCAACGCUGCGAACCCAGGCUCGCAUUUCAUGUCCACGUCGAUGUACGACGCACGGGAAGCUCUUAUACCAGGAUCCGUGUACGAUCGUUCCGGCACUCAGGUGAACGGUACGCAGAAUCACAAUCCCUAUUACCAGAGGAACGUGCCACUAGAUAUAUUCAGCAGGACCCACGAUACGAUUAGCUACAUCAGUCCCGAGAGGGCUCAGGCAGCGAUGAACAACGUGCCAGUACCCGUGGGGAUGUUUAUGAACAUGGCCCACGUGCCGCCGCGAUUCUACAAUCAGCACCAACAGGCGUUGCAAGCUAGACAGAAUCAACGCAAUCGACGUGGCACGGUUCUGUCUAAGAACAAGCAAGGACCUCGAAUGGGCAAAUUGAGUCAAACGGAGCAGAACACCCAACCGUAUAGUCAACCUGGCUUGCCCCUUACCCAGGGAACCACGCAGGGCAUGUCCCAGCCAGGGUUUAGCCUCUCACAGCCGGGAUUGAGCCAAGCGGAGCUUUCACAGGACUCGUUCGCGGUCGGGGAGUUCCAGUCCCAGAUGGACGGUUUACUGUCACAGGACUCGACCUAUCAAGGCGAUCGAAGUGGUUUUUAUCAGUCUGGACAAUCACAAGCCGGGGGACAGUUCUCCCAGCCAUACUGAGCCGAGACCGUACGGCUGAGCAACGCAAUUGCUAUGCAGCGUCGCGGGAGCGACUGAAGGCUCGUUCGACCAAUUCUUCUUCGACCAACAAACCACAAAUCACUAACUGCGCUAAACGGUAAAACGGCUCGAGGCGAUCGAGUACGGUAUUUAUGCACGCAGUCGUCGGCGUUAAAGAGGGUUUUAAAGCAAGCAAGAAAACAAACGAAAUAAAAAGCAAUAACAGAGGGAGUUCGUCGCCAAAUAACCGUCAACUCGAACAAACAAUAAAGGAAAAAAAAAAAAGGAAAAAAAUAAUGACAAAAUACGUUUCAGACGGGAAGGAACAAAUGGCAACACCGCUGGAUGAUAACAGAGUGUGCGGCGACACGCCCAAUGGAAAAAGGGGUAAGACUGGGAGACGACACACAAUCACACCACCAACUCACCGUGACACGCGCUUAUCGUGAACGGACCGUUUUAUCGCGGGGAUCGAGUGACGCUAUAAUUACAACAAACAAACACACAAAAAAAUGUCAAAACUACGAAAAAUACAAAAAAAAAAAAGACGAUGGUAAUAAUAAUAGUAAACAAACAAAAAAACAAAGAGAAGAUACGGGACGUGUAACGCUUCGUGACUGGACCAAAUUUCGACAAGUGUGCCAACGUAGUACCUGUAACGCACAACUGCACGAAUCUCUCUCUACGACGAAGGAAAUCAAGGGCCAGUGGCAUCGACACUCGUGACUUAUGAGACGGAAAGAUCCACAGCCGGCAAUAAAGAUAACAGGAGAGAAAGAGAAUGGAGAACGUAUUGGCAUAUCGGUACACGUUACGUGUCUUUCCAAUUUCCCAAAAGACGACACUGGCUCAUGAAAGUGUUCGAAUGCUUACAACCACGGAUUGUAAUGAGCAAGGUAUGUAAGAUGGCAUCGAAGCUUUUGAAAUACUGUUACGAUUAUGGGACGGAGCAGCAGUCGUAGCCAAUACCGGCAACAAUUUGAGACAUUUUAUCAAAUGAUGCGAUUACAAAUUUAUUUAUCAGAAUUAAUGGUACAUCGUUUGUGACGAUUGAUAAUGAAUUUUUGUUGUUAUUAUUUAAUGGAAUCGAAAUCAAACGUGUUCUACGUGUUUGAAAUAUUAAAUUAUUUAAGAAUAUAUCGUUAUAGAUUUAUUUUGAAAUUCGAAGAAAUAAGGUUACAAAUUAAGUUUAUAAAGGUUGAGGAUGCAUUUGUUACUUAAGACGAAUUUAAAUGCUCGUUUGUGUUACCGAGUACAUUUAUAUUCGGAGAGAGCGUUAUUUGCAUUUAAAAUAAUAGAAAUGUUGGUCAUACUUUGCUGAUGUAAACAUCUUAUUUUUAUUAAUACGGCAGUAAUGAUGUUUUAUUCGCAAGUAUUUUAAUCCUCUUUAGGCCAACAGCUCAUUUCGUCGUUAACCUGAAGCGGGUCCAAAAUAUUUGUCGUUGAAACGUCGGCAUUGUUUAUACUAAUAAAGACGAUGAUGCUUUUAAAACCAACUAUUGUUGUUUAUUUAAAAAACAAAUAAUGCUUUAUCUCCAUAAAAAUUCAAUAAGAAACAUAAUCUAAUUUAUAACUUUAUUAUUCGUUCGAAUAUAAAAAUGAAUCUUCCAAAAACAUAAUUAUAUAGCUGUAUUCCUCAAACGCGUAGAAAAGACAUUUUUUACGAUUUAUAUAUUUGAAGUAUCUCUUUUAUAUAUCAUUGUACAUUAUAAAUGCAUAAAAUCCUCAAUUUGAUUAUUAGACUGUUUUCAAAUUUCGAAGAAAGUAUAAUUUCGUUACCUGUGUUAUAUCGUAACAGUAUUUUAAAAACGUUCGGUGUAACUUACAUGUGUCAUUAAUUAGAGCUACCGAUUGUAAGCGUUCAAAUGACUUUGUGACUCACUGUGUAUGGGAACGAUUACGUCGCAAAAAAAAAAAAAAAAGAAAAAGGGGGGAAAAGCGAACAUGCCUAUAGAGAUUCCAUGGGGAUCCUAGAAUCGUUCCUGGCGGCCCGUACACCGCCUCUUUCGAUCAUAACCUCUGUAAUAUCGUUAAUCAAGACGAAGGAUGCGACAAUAACGCGUGUACACGGCGACAACGAAGAGCAUGACACAACACGAACACUAACUAAUCGACUUUAUCGAAUAUGUCGCCGAAAGAAUUGUCGUCUAACAGUACGGAGGCCGACACUUGAAGCAUCAUCACGAAAUGGGGGGAAUCCCUUUCUCGUAGGCUUAGCGUGAUGUUGACAUUGCGCUGACCCGAUAAGGAAAUCCUAACCAACCUUAAUUCCGAUCGUGUUAAUUAGUUUCUAUUUUUUUCUGGUUAGACCGGUACAUAUAAUUGUACAUAUUUUAUUUACCGCUGGGGGUCGACAGAGCGCAACAAUGGAGAAACAAAAUUUAUUCGACGUUGUGUUUCUCUUUGGUAGGGUGUAACAAUCGAAAUGGCUGAUAAGAACCGAUCACACACGAACAGAGAUUUGAUAAACAAUGAUCCGCUGUAAUAUGAGAUUUUGGAAACAUCGAGGACGAUGUCCCCCAGUAACCGCUGGGGAAGCCAAAUUCUACCUACCAACGACACAAAUCACGUUUAACAACAUUUUUGGAAGCAGCUCUGAAAUAUACAGAAAUUGUCUGAAUUUCGAAGAACGUUAUUCAUUUUGUCCGUAACGAUAUGAGUAAUCCCAUUUAGCGUUCAAGGUAUUUUACUCGUUCUAGUAUACUGACCAAAGUAUCGUUCUAUCUACUAAUUUUUAAUUCAGACGCUUUCCUUUCUCGUUUCGGUUUUUUUUUUUUUGUAUGUUAUCACUCGUACACCCCUGGUACCAAUGUUUUCUACUUUCUGUCUGUGCUGGCUUCUCGCGGUAAUCGAAUCAAUCACAGAAUAAAAUUGAGAAUGACGAAAAAGAAAAAUUAUGAACAGCAUCAUGCAAUUACAAAACAAAUCGUUUUCUUUUCUUCUUUCCGACCAACAGCGCACCGCUAACUGCAGAAUAUAAUAUGGAAAUUCAUUGUGAAAUCUUAUGGAACGAAUAAAUUUAAUUUGCAGGAAG
Molecule: messenger RNA, 6879 nt
Organism: Hylaeus anthracinus
Lineage: Eukaryota; Metazoa; Arthropoda; Insecta; Hymenoptera; Colletidae
Gene: Upf1
Product: regulator of nonsense transcripts 1
Exons: 5
Coding region: 486-3845 (1119 amino acids)
Biological process (GO): nuclear-transcribed mRNA catabolic process, nonsense-mediated decay
Cellular component (GO): cytoplasm
Molecular function (GO): RNA helicase activity; ATP binding; zinc ion binding
Source: RefSeq, a predicted model, not a curated record